Molecule: messenger RNA, 1029 nt
Organism: Trichoderma gamsii
Lineage: Eukaryota; Fungi; Ascomycota; Sordariomycetes; Hypocreales; Hypocreaceae
Product: homocysteine S-methyltransferase
Exons: 1
Coding region: 1-1029 (342 amino acids)
Biological process (GO): S-methylmethionine cycle
Molecular function (GO): S-adenosylmethionine-homocysteine S-methyltransferase activity
Source: RefSeq, a predicted model, not a curated record
AUGCCAAAAAUAAAAAUCCUAGACGGCGGUCUCGGCACCUCUCUUGAGCAAAAUCACAGCGUCAUUUUUGGCUCCGACACCCCUCUUUGGUCCUCCCAUCUCCUCGUUUCUAAUCCCUCAACUCUACUGCAGUGCCAAAAGGGCUUUGGAGAUGUGCCAGUAGAUGUCAUCCUCACAGCAACAUAUCAAGCCUCGCUUCAUGGCUUCGCAAACACCAAAACCGCCGACUUCCCAAAGGGCAUUGAUACUUCACAAGUGCCUCAAUUCCUCGAAACCGCUGUGAAAAUUGCAGAAGAAGCGAAACAGCCAGCAUGUGCUAUCGCAUUGAGCAUUGGACCUUACGGUGCAUGUAUGGUCCCAAGUCAGGAGUACAGCGGCGAAUAUGACGCCGCUCACGAUUCCGCAGACUCUCUGCUUGCAUGGCACCGUGAGCGCUUAGAAGUAUUUGCUCUGAUAGAGGACAUUAAGCAGCGUGUCCAGUACAUCGCCCUCGAGACAAUUCCUCGCCUCGACGAAGUCAUCUCUAUGCGCCGCGCUUUGAGUGCAGUUCCGGGCCUCUACCCCGGCUUGCCAUUCUGGAUCUCAAGCCUAUUCCCCAACGAAGAUGAAAACAUACCGGACGGGAGCUCCCCGGAAGAUGUCAUCCGCGCCAUGCUAGACCCUUCUCUCGCAAAAGCGGUGCCAUGGGGCGUAGGAAUCAACUGCACAAAAGUAUGGAAGCUCGACUCUUUGCUACGCCGCUAUGAAGCUGCCAUUAGGAAUCUGCUCCAAGAAGGAGUCAUAACAGACUGGCCUUCAUUGGUGCUCUAUCCCGAUGGGACAAAUGGCGAGGUAUAUAACACAACAACUAAGCAAUGGGAAUUACCCGAAGGCGCCGAGCGAGAAGAUAGGAUUCCGUGGGAGAAACAGCUUACAGAAGCUGUGCGGGCUACAGAAGAGAGAGGGAAGUGGUCCCAGAUCAUUGUAGGAGGUUGCUGCAGGGCCAGCCCGAGUGAUAUUAAGAGACUUCAUGGCUGUAUCAAUGCUUGA